CCCGUAAAUAAAUUCUCCAUUAAAAUCGCUUAUUAAUAAAGCCAUAAGACUCAAAAUGCGAUGGUUACGAGUUAUUCUCUAGCGAACCAGUUUCUGGAAAACUGGUACAGCCGACUGUGGUGCUUUCGCCUUGGAGUACCCAGAAGCUAAUGAAAAUCCUAGCCCAAGGGAGAGUCGAUCUUCAGUCUCGACCACAAGGCCCCUCUCAUCAGCCACGUACAUGCACUUUCAUUUGAUUUCCGCUUUAAUUUCCAAGAUCAAACUUCAAUCUGGUUUACGUAUCAAGUGUCGUAGCUGUUAAGUAAAAUGUUUCUUUUCGAUACCAUGUUCAACCAACUGUGUGAAUGACACGUUGAGGGACAUCGACAUAUUCUCCCACUGGGCGAUACUUUCACUUUUGCUCCAUUGGUUCUCCCGCGAAUAGCUGAGACCAACGAAUCUCCUCUGUCGAUCCACUAUUACUAUUUUAUUGUCUCAAUAGUGAUAUUUCAUUGUGAUACGCAAAGUAGAUCGGCUGGUGAAAUAGAAGAGGCUCAAUCAUUACUUGAUCACAUGCGAGAUUAAUUGCCGGAUAACGAGAGUAUUAAAUGCAUUGGGGAAAUCAAACGGAACAUGAAGAUACUCAUGAUCAUUUUGUCGGCGGCGAUUCCGGUGUUCUGUUAUGAUCCAAUGGAUAAAUCUUUGAAGGACAUACUUUUACCACCCGGUAAAUUCGAGGCAUUCUAUCACAAGGCACCGCAAUCAGAGGAAGAAAAUGCCGCAAGACCGCCCCAUCUUCACGGAUCCUUUCAUGCUUAUCGGAAUCCAGCUCUCGUGGGAGCCCCAAACAGCGCUGCUUAUGGCUUCCGUUUCGAUGGUAAACGACGUUUCAAUUACGAAUGAAAUGAAAGUCUCUGUACACAAGCUGUUUUUUUAAUUGUCAGCAAUUAGCUGUCUCUAAUAAAUGCACUGCUGUAUGGUUCUCCCGCA
Molecule: messenger RNA, 969 nt
Organism: Fopius arisanus
Lineage: Eukaryota; Metazoa; Arthropoda; Insecta; Hymenoptera; Braconidae
Exons: 2
Coding region: 613-882 (89 amino acids)
Source: RefSeq, a predicted model, not a curated record